AUGCGUAUUGCCAACUUCGUCGCCUCCUUCUCCUCGGUUGCAUUGGCCUCAGCUCUGGUUCUGCCUGUUCUUUCGACCCCCCUGGACUCUACAGCAACCACAUCUAUGCCAGUGGUACCAGUAUCGAUCACGUCUAUCCCGGUGGACUCUAUAUCGACGGCGUCUGUGCCAGUGGUCUCUGUACCGAUCACAUCGAUCACGGUGGUCUCUACGACAAAUGUGGCAAACUCCCCGGAAAUUACGAAACUUCUCUUAGGCUUGGACGCUAUUGACAAAUCUAUCACAACCGUAAAAAGUAGCAUCGACAAAAGCGAUAACAACCUGGAUGUGGUCGAAAUUUGCAAGAACUUUAGCAGCAAUGGCAUUAUUAACCUUGCGAUUAACGACGUCCUGCUCCAGACUCAGUCUUUGAAUGUCACAGUCACUUCAGACGCGUCGGAAAGCAUUGCUGAUGCCUUCAAAACGGAGAUCGCCCCGCAUUACCAGGAGCUCCUGCAGCUGCUCGAGGGUAAAAUGGGUGACCUGAAGAGCACUUCACUACACAAUAGCGACCUGUUGAACACACUCCUUGAAGGCGACAAUUGGCUUGAUGUGAUCUCUAGUGGAUUGCAAUUGGGACUUGCCAACCAGCUCAUCAUCGCUCUCAUCAAAGUCCUUGAUCCGGCCUACCGCAAUGUAGCCUACGACGCAGGCGGCGUCAUUCAAAAGGCGUUAGAUAGUUGUGUCCAGGCGACUACGUUGCAAUAA
Colletotrichum graminicola M1.001 is the source of this 747-nucleotide messenger RNA. RefSeq lists its product as uncharacterized. The transcript has a single exon. NCBI's taxonomy places the organism in Eukaryota, Fungi, Ascomycota, Sordariomycetes, Glomerellales, Glomerellaceae. Bases 1 to 747 code for a protein of 248 amino acids. The record is from RefSeq and is a predicted model, not a curated record.